Messenger RNA from Eutrema salsugineum, 2131 nucleotides. RefSeq lists its product as uncharacterized. NCBI's taxonomy places the organism in Eukaryota, Viridiplantae, Streptophyta, Magnoliopsida, Brassicales, Brassicaceae. The coding region runs from base 227 to 1924 and encodes 565 amino acids. Gene Ontology annotation, cellular component: Golgi apparatus. The transcript has a single exon. The record is from RefSeq and is a predicted model, not a curated record.
CCCACCAAAUCACACGAAAUCACAGUUUUACCAUUGUCGGUGGUGUAUCAGCUCCAGUUUCAUCGUCUUCCCCAGCAAACACUGUACCACUCACUCAGUUCACAAAUCCUCCGACGUAACUCGAGGUGGGUCCGAUCCCAUCCUUGAAAUCUCUCUCAUUCUCAUCUUCAUUCCCGGAUCUGUACCUCUGAAUCUCUCUUCCUUGUUUCUUUCAUCGGAAGAAGCAAUGUUCGGCCGAUCCGCGAUUCGAGCCGGAGGUUUCCGUCCCGAGAACUUAGGUCAAAACGCACUAAACCUAAUCGGAAACAUUGGGUUCUCGUUGUUCGUCUUCGGAGUACUCGUCUUCACCAUCAUCGCUGCAACAUACGAGCCAGAAGAUCCUCUCUUCCACCCAUCAGACAAAAUCACGACCUUCCUCACCUCGACAUCGAACGCGACGAUGAGAUCCGACGAAUCCGUCGUGAAAACCGGCGAGGACUUCAUGCCGGCUAACCAAACCGCGUUCGCAGCGUUUAUCAACAUCACCGAUGUUGAAUCCACGACGGAGGAGAACAACACCGAGUCAAACCAGAUCGAUUGCGAUUCGAGCAUUCCCAUUGAUUGCAAAGACUCUGAGGUUUUCCAUCUCAUGAUGAAAGCAACGAUUGAGAAGUUUAAAGACAUUCAUUUCUACAAAUUCGGUAAGCCUGCGGUUGGUGAAGGCGCGAAUUCUUGCGACAUGGCGUGGCGUUAUCGUCCCAAAGACGGGAAGAGUGCUGCGUUUUACAAGGAUUAUCGGAGGUUUGUGGUUGAGAAGUCUGAGAAUUGUAGUCUUAGUGUGGUGAGUAUUGGUGAGUAUCACUCUGGUUUGAAUGCGAGGAAGAGGAAGAGGAAUCAGAAAGCUGGGUUUGAGAAAAGUGACGGGAAGAGAGACGAUUUCUCUUUGCCUGUGGUUGGUGAAGCAGUGAAUGAUUCACUUCCAAUGGUUGAGUCUGAGAACGCGUUUAAGAGAGGCAAGUACUUGGUUUAUGUAGGUGGUGGAGAUAGGUGCAAGAGCAUGAACCAUUUCUUGUGGAGUUUCUUGUGUGCGCUUGGUGAAGCACAGUAUUUGAACAGGACUUUGGUGAUGGAUUUGACUCUGUGUUUGUCUUCUAUCUACACUUCGUCUGGACAGAACGAGGAAGGGAAAGACUUUCGGUUUUACUUUGAUUUCGAGCAUUUGAAAGAAGCUGCUUCAGUCUUGGACGAAGCUCAGUUUUGGGGACAGUGGGGGAAGUUGCAUAAGAAGAGGAGGAAUAGAUUGACUCUUCAUCUCGUGGAGGACUUUAGAGUCACGCCGAUGAAGCUUGCCGGUGUGAAAGAUACGUUGAUCAUGAGGAAGUUCGGGUCGGUGGAGCCGGAUAAUUACUGGUACAGGGUUUGCGAAGGAGACGCGGAAUCUGCUGUGAAAAGACCGUGGCAUCUGUUGUGGAAAUCAAGAAGGUUGAUGGAGAUUGUGUCUGCGAUUGCGUCGAGGUUGAAUUGGGACUACGACGCAGUACACAUCGAGAGAGGAGAGAAAGCAAGAAACACUGAGCUUUGGCCUAAUCUUGAGAAGGAUACUUCACCGAGUGCUCUCUUGUCGACGUUGCAGGAUAAAGUAGAAGAAGGAAGGAAUCUCUACAUCGCAACAAAUGAAGCGGAAUCAUCGUUCUUUAACCCUUUGAAAGAUAAGUACGCUACUCAUUUUCUUGACGAGUACAAGGAUCUCUGGGACGAGAGUAGCGAGUGGUAUUCAGAGACCACAAAGCUUAAUGGAGGCAACCCGGUCGAGUUUGAUGGUUACAUGAGAGCAUCUGUUGAUACAGAAGUGUUUUUGAGAGGGAAGAAGCAGAUUGAAACAUUCAAUGAUCUUACAAACGACUGUAAAGAUGGAGUUGGGACCUGCAACGUUGCCGCUACUUGAUCUCUCUCUUAGAUUCCUCCUUUGUUUGUUGUUUAAACCAUCUUUUGUUCCACUUGUUUCUAGUUUUGUCCUUGUAGCAUAGCUUGUUUGUAUUUUCCUUAACUGUUGUUUCAUCUUGCGACUUUUAGACCAGCAAUUUGCCCUUUUUGGUUCUGUUUCUUUAUAAUGCAAAAUCUGAGAAAAGGAAUUAAUAUUGAUACACAAAAU